GUCCUAGUGCUGCAUCUCCAGAUGAAGGAGUAGUAGAAGAUCUGCCUUUAAUAGGUGAGAAAGCUGUGGAGCAACUAACCGAAGGGUUGAUUUCUCAUUACCUGCCUGACCUUCAGCGAUCAAAAUCAGCACUACAGGAACUUACACAGAACCAAGUGGUAUUACUAGAAACAUUAGAACAAGAAAUUUCAAAAUUCAAGGAGUGUAACUCCAUCCUUGAUAUCAACGCCUUGUUUUCAGAAGCUAAGCACUAUCACAACAAGCUGGUGAAUAUUAGAAACGAAAUGAUGAUGCUUCAUGAGAAGACAUCAAAGUUAAAAAAGAGAGCACUUAAGCUGCAACAAAAGAGACAGAAGGAAGAACUGGAACGAGAACAGCAACGUGAGAAGGAACUUGAAAGAGAGAAGCAGUUAACAGCAAAACCUGCUCGGAGGACGUGA
Messenger RNA from Eurypyga helias (sunbittern), 440 nucleotides. It is a transcript of the gene BLOC1S6, whose product is annotated as biogenesis of lysosomal organelles complex-1, subunit 6, pallidin. The annotation marks the transcript as partial. Lineage: Eukaryota; Metazoa; Chordata; Aves; Eurypygiformes; Eurypygidae. The transcript is spliced from 4 exons. Gene Ontology annotation, biological process: intracellular transport. Gene Ontology annotation, cellular component: extrinsic component of membrane; transport vesicle; BLOC-1 complex. The record is from RefSeq and is a predicted model, not a curated record.